AUGAGCAAAGGCGGAAAGGGCAAGAGUAAUUCAAAAUCUGGAUCGUCCGCCAAGUCAUUCUCUGGUGGCCAUGGUGCGAACAACAAGCAUGUAGAGACAAAGCAUGGAGCCAACAGAGGUGGCAAAAAUUUCCCCGUGAAAUUGGCAAUGUGGGACUUCGACCAGUGCGAUCCAAAGAAGUGCAGCGGAAAAAAGUUGGAAAGGCUUGGCGUUAUCAAAUCGCUAAGGAUCGGCCAGAAGUUUCAAGGUAUCGUGGUUUCUCCUAACGGUAAGGGCGUGGUGUGUCCCAACGACUUGCAAACAGUGGAGGAAAAUGGAGCUGCAGUGGUGGAGUGUUCGUGGGCUAGACUGGACGAAAUCCCUUUCAACAAGAUUGGCGGCAAGCACGAACGACUCCUACCGUACCUGGUGGCUGCAAACCAGGUCAACUACGGUCGGCCAUGGAGGCUAAAUUGCGUGGAGGCUCUGGCUGCGUGUUUCGCCAUCGUCGGUCGCAUGGAUUUAGCUACCGAGCUUUUGUCACAUUUCUCGUGGGGCUUGGGAUUCUUGGAGCUCAACAAAGAGCUGCUCGAGGUAUACCAGAAGUGCACAGACUCAGACUCCGUUAAAGCGGCGGAAAGCGAUUGGCUAGAUCAAAUCGAGAGGGAAGCCCAGGAGCGCAAGAAGCGCAGCUCAGACGGUGACCUAUGGAUGACAGGUAAUGUGAAUAGAAAUAUCAUGAGCGAUAGCUCAGAUGAUGAGCCAGACUAUACUGACAGCGAGGGAGAAGAGCAAAACCGUGAAGCUGAAGGCUCAUCAAAUCGGAAAGUUCUCAAAUACGAUAGUCUGGGAAAUGCGAUUUACGAAGACGAGGAGGAGGAGAAAGAUGAAGAAAGUGAUGAGACCGACAGUGAGAGUGCGGACAGCUCGAAUCUACCAAGUCAACGUCUAGACUCGCUGGGAAAUAUGAUCAAAAAUACUAAUUUGAUCUCAGAAGUACGAGGAGACUUGAACGAGCUUUCGAUAAGCUAG
This is a messenger RNA of Lachancea meyersii CBS 8951, 1011 nucleotides long. Lineage: Eukaryota; Fungi; Ascomycota; Saccharomycetes; Saccharomycetales; Saccharomycetaceae. The record is from the annotation of a GenBank genome assembly.